AUGAGCAGGCACAUUCGCAAUAAGAGAAGUCCACAUAGAUGUGAUAUGGGUAAUUUGGAAUUGGUCGAAACUGAACUGAUCGAAUCAAUUCGUCCUACCUUGCGCGAGCUUGUCAGUAUUUGGGACUAUGUGGGUUAUUCACAAGAAGAACGAACGGAACGUCUACAAUCGUCCAUCCAGUAUAUUCAGAGAACCCUGGACCACGUGAUUGCCGAGGAGAAUGAACUGCGCAUGGAAAUCGAACAGCGGAUUGAGAACAAACGGCGAGAAGUAGCUGACUUGUGUCAACAAUUACGCAUACCGGCUUAUUUACCUGAACGUGGACUAACCUCGAGCGAGCUGAUGAAAGAUCUGGUCAACAAAGCGGACGAGCUUAGGGGAAUCAAACGGGAUCGAUGCACGCAGUACAUGGAGUUACGGUCCCGGGUGCUCCGUCUGAGCGAAUUGCUCAGCGAACCGGCCGAAGUGAGUUUGCGGCGUGUGGCCAAUUUCCCGCAACUCACACCGCUCAGUCCGACCGAUGCGAGUGGGGACAAAUCGAUUAUGAGAGAAGUGUCCCAAAAACCGGGAACAGAAGCCGAUUUCUUUGAUCGGAUUCCGGAGGAGAGAGAAAUCAAGGCCUUAUCCGAUAUUCGCGAUGAACUGAACAACAUUUACAGUCCCUUGGCUGAACAGCAUGCGGCUCUGAGAGAAGACAUUGGUCGAAUAGCGGCCGAUAUCCUGUACGAGCCACAGUCCGAUCGGGAACGCGAUGUUUUGCGCGCGAUCGGACUGGUUGAGUUGAGUGCGAAACUGAACGCGACUUCCACCCCGGGUGUGGUACGCAAAUUGGCCGAGGCACGGGACACGAGUGAGGCGGACGGUUCGGAUAAGGAGAAUGCAAAAGAAGAUGUAUCGGAUCCGUACGAACCGAUCGUUGAUGAGGAAACUCUAAAGGUAAUGCUGUGGUACGCCACGGAAAAUGUAACUGUCGGCUUUGAUGAGAAGAGAUAG
Messenger RNA from Echinostoma caproni, 993 nucleotides. Lineage: Eukaryota; Metazoa; Platyhelminthes; Trematoda; Plagiorchiida; Echinostomatidae. The record is from the annotation of a GenBank genome assembly.